Messenger RNA from Panicum virgatum (switchgrass), 1482 nucleotides. Its product is annotated as CBS domain-containing protein CBSX5-like. The transcript has a single exon. NCBI's taxonomy places the organism in Eukaryota, Viridiplantae, Streptophyta, Magnoliopsida, Poales, Poaceae. Bases 438 to 1379 code for a protein of 313 amino acids. The record is from RefSeq and is a predicted model, not a curated record.
CGGCCGCUUUGGUGUACCGUGCAUGGCGGUGAGGCUGCUGCAGACGCACGACGUGUCGGACCUCUGCAUUGGCAAGCCGCCGCUCCGGUGGCUGCCGCCGACCUCCACCGUUGCGGACGCCGCCGCCGAGCUCGAGGGCGCGGCCGCCGUCGCGGUCUGGGACGGCGACGAGGCGUCGGACGUGGCCGGCAGGGUGUGCAUGGCCGACGUGCUGCCCUUCCUCUGCGCCGCCGCGAACCUGGCGUCCCCGGCCGCCGCGCUCCAGGCCUCGCUCUCCGACCUGCUCGCGGCCGCCGCGCCGCCGCCCGUCCGCCGCAUCGAGCCCGACGCGAGGUUGCACGUGUACCUUUCCCUGCACCGCCACGUACGCCGCAACGCGUCCGGCUGAAUAUUCGUGCUCAUCCGGUUCUUGAAUCUUGAUUCCAUCGUUUUGGUCAAUGUGUUGUGAUCUGGGCCGCAGUGUGCUGGAGGCGGUGGACUCGUUCCUCGGCGGCGCGCACUGCCUCGUGGUGCCGCUCCGGGAGCGCUGGCGGCGCGCCGGAAGCGCCGAGCUGAGCCUGUGCUGGCUCACGGUGGAGGACGUGGCGCGCUUCUUCCUGAGCUCCAUCGGGCUCUUCUCCCCGACCGCCUCCCGCUCCAUCACCGAGCUCGGCGUCGUCCGCCCCGCCACCCUCGCCGUCGUCGCCGGGGACAGAGCGCUCUCCACCCUGCCGCUCCUUCGCGACGCGAUGGCGUCGCACACCGCCGUUGCCGUGGUUCCUUCCUUGAUCCCCCGCCGCCGCCUCGUCGGCGAGAUCUCGCCGUCCGCUCUCUGCUCCUGCGGGGUGUCCGCGGCGGCCGCCAUCGCGGCGCUCUCGGCCGGCGAUCUCCUGGGCUUCAUCGGCCGGGGCGGCGCCCCGCCCGAGGCCGCGCUCCACGCCGUCCGCUCCCGCCUCCGCCGGCGCAACCUCAUCGGCAUGCUCGACCUCCUCUACGGCGUCGACCCCUCGUCGUCAUCUUCGUCCUCCGCCUCGUCCUCGUCGUCCUCUUCGUCCGACGAUGACGACGACGAUGAGAGGAGCUGCCUAGCGUCGCCGUGCUCGAGGGGAAGCGAUCGCGGUUUGUUCUCUGGGGCGCGCGCCACUGGGAGGCGUGCGGCGGAGGAGGCGAUCGUGUGCCGCAGGGGGAGCUCGCUGGUGGCGGUGAUGGUGCAGGCGAUGGCGCACCGCGCGACGCACGUGUGGGUGGUGGACGAACGGGAGGGGGAGGAGCGCGAGCUGGUGGGCGUCGUCGGCCUGCCGGACGUGCUGCGGGUGCUGAGGUACCACCUGCAGCAGCCUCUCCUUCCUCCCAUUAGCGGCCAACCAGAUGGGCACAUGAAUCAGGCAGGGGGUUUGUAGCAAUUCUCAACUCGAUCAGAGUGUGCGAGGAUGGCAAUUCGCUGCUGAUCCGAGGGUGUAAAUCAGCAAAAUCAGAGAAAAUUAAUCAUUUUGUUGACACUUG